Dipodomys spectabilis (banner-tailed kangaroo rat) is the source of this 2461-nucleotide messenger RNA. RefSeq names its product golgi associated kinase 1A (gene Gask1a). The transcript is spliced from 5 exons. Lineage: Eukaryota; Metazoa; Chordata; Mammalia; Rodentia; Heteromyidae. The record is from RefSeq and is a predicted model, not a curated record. Bases 129 to 1799 code for a protein of 556 amino acids. Gene Ontology annotation, cellular component: Golgi apparatus.
CACCUGUGGGGCGUUCUGUGUGCCUAGCACCCUGGAACUUUACACAGGGUGCCUCUCCCCUCUCCCAGCCCCACUCUGCUAGGUACAUUGCCUGGUGGGGGGCUAGAGGAAAUGAAUCUGCUCGUUGGAUGAACACCUCACAGCACUGGCAGCAAACCUGCAGAGACAUGGCAUCAUGGCUCUGGAGAAAGCUUCUCAGCAAGAAGCAGUCGGUGGCGGCUUGCUGUCUCGCGAUGACUCUGUAUGUCAUGGCUGUCACCCGCUUCCCCACCGAUCCUCCAGCCUCUGGCACUGAUAGUGAUUCCAGAAAGCCCCAUGAGGAGUCGGACACUCCUGACCCCUGCAUUGUUCGGGUUCUGAGCGCUAGCCGGAGGCAGCAUAUAAGAAGAAACCUAGGGUCCCGGAGAGGCCGGACUUUGCCUAGAGAUUCCAUCCUGCUUUGUUCCAAGAAGCGAGGGAGAGCAGACACACGCCAACGGUCCCUGGGAGGGGACACCAAGCAUCCAGGGAGAGCCAGGAGAGACCUAGCUUCAGCAGGAGAUCUGAGACUCAGGGUCCACCAUCUUGGGCUCCUGAAGGAGGUCAGAGAGCCAGGCUAUGGUGGCUCCAGCCGGGUGAUGGCCACGGGUGACCUGGUCACCCGUGAUCAGGAAGGAAGUGACCAGCUAGCCCCCCACGUUGGACAGAUCUCUGGGCCUCUUGCAUCGGAAGGCAAGGAGAGAGUCUACACUGUUCGGGGCCCCCAGCAAUGGCCUCCUUCUUUUGGGGACCUCCAGACUUCUGUGUGGUGCGAGGCUGAGAGUUCUGGCCUAUGGGCCAGCCCAGGGCCUGGGGGGGCCCUCCCCCCAUGGUUCAGCCAGGAGGACUCCAACAGGCUCCAGCUCUUGACCCAUGGGGAGCUGGUGGACAAAGCCAGAGUCCCCGCCCAUGGGCAGGUGCUCCAGGUGGGCCUCUGGCUGCCAGGAGCCUAUCAGGAUACACCUCCCCGCGUGCUCAGCCAAUGGUGUUCUUCGGGGCUCUGUGGGCUGAUCAAAAGGCCGGGGGACCUGCUGGAGGUGCUGGCCUUCCACGUGGACCGAGUCCUGGGCCUGCGCCGGAGCCUGCCCGCCGUGGCCCGCCGCUUCCACAGCCCCCUCCUGCCCUACCGCUACACGGACGGCCAGGCCAGGCCGCUCAUCUGGUGGGCGUCCGAUGUCCUGCAUUUGGGUGAUCCGGAUGAAGAUCAGAACUCGCUGGCCUUGGGCUGGCUGCAGUACCAGGCGCUGCUGGCCCACGGCUGCCAUGGGGCAGGCCGGCCCCCCUGCCUGGGCAUUCGCCGGACUGAAUGGGCCCGCCUGGCCCUCUUUGACUUCCUGUUACAGGUUCAUGACCGCCUGGAUCGUUACUGCUGUGGCUUCGAACCUGAGCCAACAGAGCCCUGUGUAGAAGAGAGGCUCCGAGAAAAAUGUCAGAACCCUGCUGAACUGCAGCUGGUCCACAUCCUGGUUCGCAGCAGUGAUCCAUCUCAUCUAGUCUACAUCGACAAUGCCGGCAAUCUCCAACAACCAGAGGACAAGCUGAACUUCCGGCUGCUGGAGGGCAUAGAUGGGUUUCCUGCGUCUGCUGUGAAGGUUCUAGAAUCUGGGUGUCUAGAGAAUCUGCUACUCAAGUCCUUGCGGAUGGAUCCAGUGUUCUGGGAGAGCCAAGGCGGGGCCCCGGGGCUGAAGCAGGUCCUGCAGACCCUGAGUCGGAGGGGCCACAUCUUACUGGCGCACAUCCGGAAGUACAACCUCACUCUCUUCCGGGAUGAGGACCCAUAAGCCCUGCUCAGGGAUGGCCCACCACACGGGUGGACACCCGACACAUCACUCUGAGCCUCCACACACAUUUCUAUGAGGUCCUCCCACGGCUCAUGAGGACCAACAGGAAAAGCCAGGAGCCAUGUGGGUUCCAUCUUGGUUGGCUGUUAACUCCGGGGCACCAAGAACUCUCUUCAAGAAUGUUCUGUGAACUUCUCCAUGCAGUGGUGCAUUAUACAGGCAUAUAUGGACAUGUGAACUCCAGGCUGGAUGAUUGUAUGUGUGAGUGUGUAUGUGAAUGGUGGUUCAGAACGUCCCUGCCUUGGCUCUGAGAAAUUCAAUACUGAAGCAUCUGUCUUUGUAGGCUGAAAGCAUUCUGUUUGUAGCCAGGCUUGGUAGUGCAUUUCCAUAAUCCCAGCUACUUUGGGAGACAGAGAUGGAUGGGAAGGUCACAAGUCGGGCAAAAAUCACAGCCUUGGCAAAAAUGAGGAAGACCAGAUCUCAAAAAAAUCAAGUCAGAACCAAGUGCCAGUGGCUCAGGCCUGUCAUCCUAGCUACUCAGGAGGCUGAGAUCUGAGGAUCGCGGUUCGAGACCAGAUGGCGCAAGAAACCAUCUGUGAGAAUCUUUUCUCCAAUGAACCACCAGAAAACCGGAAGUGGUGCUGUGGCUCAAGGGGUAGAGC